AAAUGUGUAACAGCAGCUCCGUCACUGAGUUCCUCCUCAUGGCAUUUGCAGAUAUGCGGGAGCUUCAGCUCCUGCACUUUGGGCUCUUCCUGGGCAUCUACCUGGCUGCCCUCCUGGGCAAUGGCCUCAUCCUCACCGCCGUAGCCUGCGACCACCGCCUCCACACCCCCAUGUACUUCUUCCUUCUCAACCUCGCCCUCCUCGACCUGGGCUCCAUCUCGACUUCUGUCCCCAAAGCCAUGGCCAAUUUCCUCUGGGACAACAGGGCCAUUUCCUACCCAGGAUGUGCUGCACAGGUCUUUUUGCUAGUCUUUUUGAUUUCAGCAGAAUUAUCUCUUCUCACUGUCAUGGCCUAUGACCGCUACAUUGCCAUCUGCCAGCCCCUGCACUACGGGACCCUCCUGGGCAGCAGAACCUGUGCCACCAUGGCAGCAGCUGCCUGGAGCAGUGGCUUACUACACGCUGUGCUGCAUACUGCCAAUACAUUUUCACUCCCUCUCUGCAAUGGCAAUACCCUGGACCAGUUCUUCUGUGAAAUCCCCCAGAUCCUCAAACUCUCCUGCUCAGACUCCUACCUAAGGGAAGUUCAAGUUCUUGUGGUUACUGCUUUUCUAUUUGGGGGUUGUUUUGUUUUCAUUGCUCUGUCCUAUGUGCAGAUCUUCAGGGCUGUGCUGAGGAUGCCCUCGCAGCAGGGACGACACAAAGCCUUUUCCACAUGCCUCCCUCACCUGGCUGUGGUCUCCCUCUUUAUGAGCACCAUCAUGUUUGCCCAGCUGAAGCCCCCCUCCAUCUCCUCCCCAUCCCUGGACCUGGUGCUGGCUGUCCUGUACGCAGUUGUGCCUCCAGCAGUGAACCCUCUCAUCUACAGCAUGAGGAACAAGGAGCUCAAGAAUGCCAUAUGGAAACUGAUGGCCAGGUGUUUUUCAUAA
Molecule: messenger RNA, 929 nt
Organism: Oxyura jamaicensis (ruddy duck)
Lineage: Eukaryota; Metazoa; Chordata; Aves; Anseriformes; Anatidae
Product: olfactory receptor 14C36-like
Exons: 1
Coding region: 3-929 (308 amino acids)
Biological process (GO): G protein-coupled receptor signaling pathway
Cellular component (GO): membrane
Molecular function (GO): olfactory receptor activity; G protein-coupled receptor activity
Source: RefSeq, a predicted model, not a curated record